This is a messenger RNA of Phyllotreta striolata, 7431 nucleotides long. The record is from the annotation of a GenBank genome assembly. NCBI's taxonomy places the organism in Eukaryota, Metazoa, Arthropoda, Insecta, Coleoptera, Chrysomelidae.
CUUGCUUGCCGGCAUGUUGGCGUUGGGCAAUCAAUUCGUAAAAUCGUGUGUUUUUUAUAUUUUUAUCGUUAUGAAAAUGCAUUAAAGUGAAAUCUUAACCGUUCGUUCUUACUAGUCGGUAGUUUAAUAAGUAAAAACUAAUAAGUGAUAUGUUUUAAAAGCACGCAAAGCAUUGAUAGUUGCAAAAAUGGAGGACUCAUUUAUAUUUUCCAGUAUUUUAACGGCCCAAGAGUGGCGAACCGUUCCCCAAAAAAUCGCCAAAAAGCUCGAGCAAUUCGCUUCCAACAAGUUCGAGGAGCUAAUUACUUCCAAGGCGUUGCUGGAGACAAAAUGCUUCAAUUUAGAGAAAUCAGAAAAAGAGUUGGAAAGGGCAGUCGAGAAGUUCGAGCUCGAAUGUAAAUCCUUGCAAUCGAAAUUGGAAAUUAACGUUAACGCGAUCAACGAAUACGAAUCGCAAAUGACGAAUUUAACUAGCGAAAUCAACAAGCUGCAUACCCAAUGCAGCGCGUUGGAAGCGGAGGCUGCGAACAGCAGACGGGAGAGGAACGCAAUAGCCGAUGAGAGAGAUGAAUUGUCGAAGAUGAUGAACAGGCGUAACACGAAAAUCGAAAUGUUGCAAUCCGAUCUCGAGAAUGUCACCAAACAACUGGAGGCGGCCCUGCAAGCCAAAUUCGAAGCGAUGGCCUCGUCCGAGGAGGUCGCUUCGAUGAAAUUGAACAUAGAAUAUCGCGAGAAGCGAUUAGAGCAAGAGAAGAAAUUGAUGAACAGGCAAGUGGAAGAUUUGACCCAAGCGCUCAACGAACGAGUGGAGGAAUUGCUUAACAUGAAAAGAGACACUACAUCUAAUUGCAUACAACUCGAAAUCAAGCUGUGCCAGAAAAACCAAGAAUUAGUCGUAGCCACUGAGCAAAUUAAAUCUCUCACCGAUUUAAAUAACAACCUUACUGAUAAAAUCGAAGAGCUCUCGCAAGAAGUCGCUACCCAAUCCCAAAAUCACGCCAAAAUAUGUGAUUCUUACAUGUACGAAAUGGAAGCCAAGACUAAAAUGAACGACACCUACAAGUCCAUGAUUGAGGAACAGGAACAUCAUUGUAAAGAACUAAAAGAAGGUCUCUCUGAAGUCCAAUCGUUACUGCAAACGGCAACCGAACGUUACGGUGAAUUAGAAACCAAAUACAAAGAAAGUCAAUUAGAGCACGAGGAAAUGAUACUUAAGAAGAACGAAUGCAUCGAGUUGCUGAAAAGAGAAUUAGAAACUGCUAAUGAAUUGUUCGAAAACUCUCGAGCCGACGUCACAUUAGAAGCUGGUUCGACUGCCGGCUCUAGCACAAAAUUAUCGAAAUCCGGAAUGUCCUACACCGAAUUGUACUCGCGUUACGUUAACAUGUCCGAUAAAUUGGCAGACAAAGAAGUGGAGUGCGCUCGAUUAAACAACUACAUAGAAACCAUAAUACGCGAACUGGACUCGAACUUCCCUAAAAUCAAGCAACUGCACGAAUCGUACAGCGACAGCAUUUCGGCCGUGGACUCCCUCAAAGAGCAGAACGAGCAAUUGGUGAGCGAAAUCCAGUCGUUGCGCGACAUGAACGCCGAAUGCAAGAAGGCGGAAGGUUUGAAAUCCAGAGAAAACGAAAGGCUCAAAAAGGAGGUCUACGACUUGUCCAGGCAAGUCGUGGUUCUGUUGCAAGAAGUCGAGAAUUCUCGAAUAAGCUCAUCUUCCACUUCCACGGACAACGAUUUGAGCGAUAGCGUCAAUUCCGCCGAUAUUAUUAGCAAAAAAUUGGUCACUUUCAACGACGUUACGGAAUUGCAAUCUAACAAUAUCAAACUAUUGGCUCUCGUUAGGGAGUUAUCGGAACGCCAAGAAGAAAUUGAGAGCUUGGAUCCGGCCGCCAUCGCUCAAUUAAAACAGAAACUGGACGAAUUGUCUCGAUCCCAAGACGAGUUGUUGGAGGAGCGCGAUCGACAGACCAAAAUGAUGGCGACGCUGAGGAACCAGAAGGAAAUGUACAAAAACUUGCUCGCGCAGGCCGUCAAAGGUUCCGGCGAAGACAUCAAAGACGCCUCUUUAACCUUCGAAAGCGGAGAGCCCAAGACUCGAACGGACAACGAAGCGCAACUAGAAGAGAAAAUCCAACAGUUAGAAGGCCAAGUCGACAAAUUGACCAAGCAGGUGGAGCAUCUGCGCGAAGAGAACGACACGUACCGCAAAGAAAAAUCCGCCAACGAAAAAAUAUUACUGGAACAACUGGAGAACAUGCGCGGGGAAGUUCGAGAAUUGACCCGUCUGAAUUCGAAGUUGUCCGCGCAAGCCGACCUCAGCGAAUCCAAAUUCAAAAUAUUCAACAACAACGCAGAGAUCUACAAGAAGCAAAUCAGCGCUUUGGAAAAGCAGAACAAGAUAUACAGCGAGGCCAUCGUGAAGCACGAACAAGCAGCUACCUAUUUGAAAAACGAGACCCUCCAAUCCCAGAAGAAGCUCUCGAAAGCCGAGGUGGCUUUGGGGAACCUCGAAAAGGAAAACGCCCUGCUGAAAGACUCCGAGAGCAGGUUGCUCAAGGAGCGGGAAUCGCUGAAGCAAGAUUCCCACCAGCAGAAUCUCAUCAGAACGAACAUAGAAUUGAUCAAGGCGAAUCUGGAGCGAACUGACGCCGAAAGCAAACUGAGACUGGAAGCAAAAUUGGACGAGGCGCACAGAGAAUGCGCGGCCCUGAGACGGCGACUCCAAGAAGAACAAGACCGCUUCAGGGAGUUGUCCGAGAAGCUCAGUCGAGAAGCCAAAACCGCCCAAGCUCGUGCUGAAGAAGCCAACGAAAUCGCCGAGAAAUACCGCAAGGAAAUCUCCGAGCUUAGAGAGGAUUUGAUCGCGAAAACCAGCCAAGUGGAGGAGUUGAGCAAGAAGUUAAAGACCGGCUUGUUCGCCGCUCCGGAUUCCAACGCCGAAGCGCAGAAAAUCAGGGAAUUAGACCAGCAAAUUUCCGAUGCUCGCGCCGAAAUCGAGGCGUUGAAUAAGAAAUUGAAAGUGGCGAAAGACGCGUCCGAUGAAUACUUCAAAGUCGCCGAAUCGUCCGAAAAGCAAGUGCAAGAAUUGACCGAAAUAAAGCAAAAUCUAGAACAAGAAAUCGACAAACACAAGUCGAGAAUUAAGGAAUUGGAAGAAAAAUGCGCCGAACUCGAAGGCGAAUUGUCCAUUCAACUCGACGAUCAAGACAUCAUGAACGCCACCACCAAGACCAAAUCCGCUCAACUACAAGAAGAAUUAAACAUACGUAACCUAGAUUUGAGAACCGCCAAAGAGCAAUUAGAAAACGCCAGAUUGGAAAACAAACAGCUCGUCGAGCAACUGAAAGCAGUCGAAAAUAAAUACGCGAGAGAAGUGACUUUGCACUCGGUAGACUUGCAAUCGCUUACCAAGCUCAAGGAAGACCUGAAUACCACCGUGAACGAAUUGAAUUCGUUGCAAGCCGACCGACAAAACGCCAUCAGCAACUUGGAGCAAUUCAAGUCCGACUGGCUCAAGCAAGAGGAGCUCUUCAAAAAGGAAAAGGUCGAAUUGGAGCAACGAUUCAACGACAUGGACGCCCAGAACAGCCUCCUACACGAGCAAAUCCAAGUACUCAACACGCAAAUCGGAUUGUUGCAAUCCCAAUCCAUACAUGACACGUCUACGGGCGAAUCGUCCUUCAACAGAUCCUUCGUCGAAGAGGAAGUCAAAUCGUCCGAGCAAUUGUUGAAGAUAAUCAAAUACCUCAGACAAGAGAAAGACUUGGCCCUGAACAAAGCCGACGUGAUGGAAAACGAAUACACGCGUUUGAAAUCCGAAUUCGACAUGAUGAGUAAACAAUUCGAAGAAAACAAAGCGGCUUUGGAAGCCAUCAGACAGGGAUCCGAAAUAUCAGUGAUAUCGGCUGUCAAGCACGAAGAAGUUUUACGUAAGCUCGAAACUCUCAACGCCAUCACAGACAGCAACAGAGCGUUGAGGCAAGAACGCGACGUGCUGUUGGAGCAAAUCACCGAGCUCCGAUCCCGAUCGGAGACCUUCGAAGUCGAAAUCGAGCCGCUCCAAGAGAAAAUCAAGGAAAUCGAAACGAAAGCCGACCAACUGCAAUGCGAAAACAUAUCUCUGCGGGCCGAAUGCACCAGAUGGAGGCAACGCGCCAACAUGCUCAUCGAGAAAUCGAACCGCACCAGCCCCGAGGACUGGAAGAAGCUCCAAACCGAGCGCGAAACCCUCGCCAAACAACUAACCAUCGAACGGUCCAACGUCACCCGGCUCAACGACGAAGUCAACAACCUGAAGCAGGACAAGGCGAAGCUCGACGAGCAGCUGAAGUGCUGCAAGAAUCUCAACAACGCGCGCGCCGACGAGCUGGCUAGAUUGCGCGACGACGUGGCCGCUUUGCAGGCGCAAGUCGCGCAGUUCACCAGCACCGUCGACCAGCAGAGCGUCGAGCUGUUCAAGGUGAAGGAGGAGAACCGCGUGCUGAGCGAGGACGCCGGCGCCAAGGAGGCGUCGCUCGGCGAGCUGCGCAACAACCUGUUGCAGGUGAGGAAGCUGGCCAGGCGGUACAAGAUCCAAUGCGAGGACCAAACGAAGGAGAUCGAGACGUUCAAGCAGCAACGGCAGCAGCACGAGACCGAUCAGGUGUCGAACAACGAGAAGCGCGAACAGAUGGAGAGCCAACGCGUCGAAUUGGAGGAGCGAAUCGGCCAGUUGGAGAAUUCACAUAAAGAAUCGUUGACUCAAUUGAACCAGGACAUAUCGUCGUUGAACGAACAAAUCGAGAAUUACAAGAAGGAAAUCGAGAAUUUGAAGCAUACGAGCCAAGAGAAGGAGGAGAGGUUCAAAACAUUGUUUAUCAACGCUAAAGAGAGGAUAGUGAGUUUGACCGAGCAAAACAACGUUUUGAAAGAGGAAAUCCGAAGGCUAGACGGUCCGGGUAGAUCCGAAGGCGGCGAUCAAUCGGGCAAAGAUUCCACCAGGAACGCCGAAUUACUCGAGAAAAUCGCGUCGUUGGAACGGGAACGCGACGAAAUGCUGGAAGAGCGACAACAGGAACAGGACCGACACGCCGCCGAACUGGAAAACCUAAAUCAAAGGAUCGUCCAGUUGCAAAGGCAAACCGGCCACCCGCAGGGUUCCAAACCCAGCACCAGUUCCAGCUCGUCGGAGAAAUGCUCCACCGAACGGCCCACCGCCGAUAUUAAACCGAUGGCAGGUCACUCGACUAAUACUCAAACCCAGUCUGUUCCCAUUCAACCGUGGAGGAGCGGUGGAGAGCCGCCGCUGGCCAGCAUCAGACCGAUGUCGGCCCAAUUGAGAACCGUCGCCGUUUUACCUACUAGUCAAAGUCCCAGUGCUGUAAUGGUACCGCCGCAACAACAAGUCCACACGACGGGUUCGAGUUCGAUCGAAGCCCUAUCGAGCAGCCCGACCAGCUCGCACACGGAGUACGUUCCGGCGACGAGUUCGGCCAGUCCGGCGAUGCUGGGGCCGCGCCAAGUCGCCGUGCCGCCGACGCAAUCGUCGCAGGACGCCGAAGACGACGAGGGCGACGGCGCGCAGGUGCAGGCGGCGCCGCAAACGCAGGCCGUCGCUUUGGUGUUGCCGCGCGUCGAGCCGCCGAGCGGCAGCGGCAGCAGCAGCAGCGGCCCCACGCAGGAGCAGGGGACGAGCAGCAGCAGCUCGAAUACGGUGACGACGACGCAGGCGGGACACAAGAGGCAGCGCGAAGCCGAUACGGAUACGUCGCAGUCGGACGAGCAGAAUAAGGCGCAGCCGCAGUCUAAAAGGACUCGAGUUCAGCAGGCUGGUACGGUGAGCGACAGCGGUUUAGAUGUCGAAUACCAAGUACCUACUAGCAGUCAAAGGGAUCACGAUGACGACAACGUUAUCGUAGUUGAAAGCGAUGAAGAAGGCGGUGCUGAUGAAGGUGAAGGCGCCGACGAUGAUCAAGACGAUCCCGAUGAUACCGAAGGCUACGACAUGGAGGGCAUGGAACAAGACAAUUAUGAAGACGCCGAUUGUCCGGAUAUAGCAAACGAAGUGGAGAUAAACGAAGAUUCCAGUGAGGUGCCAAAUCAGAGCGAAAGAUCAGUGCGCGACGAGGAAGAGGAGAACUCCGAACAAGCUCAGUCGGAGGCCAUAAGUAGUGGCACAGACGGAGCGAGUAUUAGUAGCGGUGUAGCGAUAUCGCAAGUUUCGACGUCCGUUUCGAUGACUGUAGCGUCGUUUUCUCGUUCGAGAUCCGUCGCACCUUUGCCGUCUAGACAACAGUCUCAUCUAAUAUCGUACGGUCACGGUCUCGAUGAAAUUGGAGAUGAUGGUAUCGUUCCGUCGACACCGACGCUUUACGUUCCACGGAGAUCCGAUGGUUUUGGUGAGGCGGUGAGUUCGCCGCACGUGCCGACCAGUGGCCGAUUCACUUUUAACGAAUCAUCGACGGGUUCGAACGUCGCCGGUUCGAGCGGUAUCGAGAACGUUCCGGAGCAGACGCUCGUCGAACCGCCGGGGCAUUCGGACGAUAACAGUACGGGCAGGAGCGUGCCGACGACGCCGUUGCAGAGUUCCCCGCAGGAAGGGAUCCCCGGGGGCGAGGACCAAGGGGUCAAUCAGAUGACGCAGUCCGAUGCGGAGAUUCCUUCGAUCGUGAUCAGUAGGGAAGUGGACGAUAAUGAAACGGGCGCGGAAGGUAGUUCCGGCGAUAUGGGACCUCCCGGUGUAGCCGGAACGUCUUCGGAGAGUUCCAAGCAAAUGGAGCAAAACGAAGAAAUUCUUGAAGGAGACGAUGGCGUAAGUUCUGAAGGAGAAAAAGCGCACGUAGCUGAAGAAGGGGAGGAGGAAGGUCGUGAGGCCGAGGCAAGCCCUAGUACGAAUUCAAGACGAUUGGUAAGAGGUAUAAAUUCUGCUCGAAGAUCAAUUAGGUCAUUGCCUAGAGGCCAUUUGCAACGGAGCGCCCCGACGCCUAUAGUUUGGGACGACAGAUUACCGUCUCAAAGAAACCAAGACAGGGGUAGGGGAUUAUCCCCAGGAAAUUCUCAAGGACGAACCGUGGCUAGAAGGACGAGAGGUCGUAUACAAAGGCCAUAUGGGCGAUUUUGAUUUCAUUCCAAUUAUCAUUUUUUAUGAUGUUUUACGUUAGAACAUUAGUAGUUGCAGUUGUCUACAGUUCCGACUGAAAUUAUUUAUGUAAGAAUUAUCUUAAUUUUAAUGAUAAUAAAUUUGUUAUAUCAAUUAUUUUAUAUGCAUAAAAUUAUUUACAACUGCAAGUUUUGAUUUGAUAGGAAAUUGCCAUAUUAAUCCUAUGGAAUCUUCUAAAAUAUUAAAAGGUAAGAGUGUCCCCACAAAUUUACUUUUUCUGCUACUAGUCUAGUAGCAGAAAGGAGACGUUAAGUAUGCAAGCAAACUAAUUUACUAGACAAUUUAUUAAU